Sardina pilchardus (European sardine) is the source of this 4083-nucleotide messenger RNA. It is a transcript of the gene mctp1b, whose product is annotated as multiple C2 domains, transmembrane 1b. Gene Ontology annotation, molecular function: calcium ion binding. Gene Ontology annotation, cellular component: synaptic vesicle membrane. Gene Ontology annotation, biological process: regulation of neurotransmitter secretion. The record is from RefSeq and is a predicted model, not a curated record. The coding region runs from base 65 to 2722 and encodes 885 amino acids. Lineage: Eukaryota; Metazoa; Chordata; Actinopteri; Clupeiformes; Clupeidae. The transcript has 21 exons.
UAAGCGCCGCUGGGACAUUUCUGUCUGUUCUGCAGUGUCUCUAACAAGCUGUUGCCAGCGGAGCAUGGAGAUGGGUCCGGAGGAGGGUGAGACAGGGGGGGAGAGCGACUCGGUGCCCUACCAGAAAAGAAUGUGGAAGCAAUUUCAAGCGAAAUCCAAACCCUUUAUGAGCAAUAAACUUGUCUCAAGUCGCGGCGAAGGAAGAAAAGAGGGCGGGAGCUGGCUUUUUAAGAAGAAAAAACAGCACCAGAACGCCUUGGUGCGAACGCUGUCCUCCUCGCAACCCAACCUGCACACUUUAGGAUCACUGCGUGACGGUGAGGAAGAUAAGCCCCCCCGUUGCGGUACCACAGACCCGCACAUCAGCAAGGCAGGGGCGGCGAUGCACGGAAACACUGCGGGGACAGAGGUGGCUAAACAGCCGGUGAUGGCGAAACAGAGUAGCCCGAAGCCCACAGUGUCACAUUUGGUGCAAUCCCACCAUAAGAGCUCCUCUCUCGGCUCAGCAUGCAUUGAGACGUUGCGGAAGGACCCUGUGGCCAAAGAUGGGGAGAAACAACAGCUGGAUAACAUGGACUCGAGUAUCCAUGCCCCAGGGCAGCCCACUGCAGCCCCCGCCCUGCCCUCCUCUGGUUUGUUCCAGCUGGACAUCACGCUCAGGAAGGGCAACAACCUGGCCGUACGGGACAGAGGAGGAACCAGUGAUCCGUACGUGAAGUUUAAGUUGGGCGGUAAAGAGGUGUACCGUAGCAGAACCAUCCACAAGAACCUCAACCCCGUAUGGGAGGACAGAGUUUGUCUCAUUGUGGACUGCCUGCAUGAGCCUCUUUACAUCAAAGUGUUUGAUUAUGACUUUGGUCUUCAUGAUGACUUCAUGGGCUCAGCCUACCUUUACCUGGACACUCUGGAACAGAACAGGCCGCUGGAUGUGUCUCUGGACCUGAGGGACCCCCAUCACCCGCAGCAGGACCUAGGUACUCUGGAGCUGAUGGUCACUCUGGGCCCCAAAGACAAACCGAACAACGAAUCGACGAUGCUUCUCAGGAAAAGCUGGAAGAGAUCCAGCAAGACUCAGCAGCAGAGUCUCCGUCUGUCAGACCUGCACAAGAAGUCUCAGCUGUGGAGCGGCAUCGUGAGCAUCAGCCUCAUCGAAGGUCGCAACCUCAUUCCCAUGGACCAGAACGGCCUCAGUGACCCCUACGUCAAGUUCCGCCUCGGACACCAGAAGUACAGGAGCAAGACCAUGCCAAAGACACUGUGCCCCCAGUGGAGGGAGCAGUUUGACCUGCACCUGUAUGAGGAGGAGACUUAUCUACUGGAGAUAGCCGUGUGGGACAAGGACACCGGCCGACGAGACGACUUCAUUGGACGGUGUGACCUGGACCUGUCCACUCUGAGCAAGGAGCGCACUCAUAAGCUAGAGCUCCCCCUAGAGGAGGACAAGGGUAUGGUGGUGCUGCUGAUCACCCUGACCGCCUCCACUGCCGUGUCCAUAUCAGACCUGUCCGUCAACAUGCUGGACGACCCGAUCGAGAGGCGCCAGAUCAACAAGAGAUACAGUGUUCUGCGGUCCUUUACGAACCUGAAGGAUGUGGGGAUUGUCCAGGUGAAGGUGCUGCGGGCGGAAGGACUACUGGCUGCAGAUGUCACUGGGAAGAGUGACCCUUUCUGUGUGGUGGAGCUGUGUAAUGACCGGCUGCAGACACACACCGUCUACAAGAACCUCAACCCGGAGUGGAACAAGGUCUUCACCUUUAAUGUGAAAGACAUCCAUUCUUUGCUAGAAGUUUCAGUAUAUGAUGAAGACCGUGAUCGCAGUGCAGAUUUCCUGGGCAAAGUGGCCAUUCCUCUUCUGAGUAUCCACAACGGCGAACAGAAGGCCUACGUCCUGAAGAACAAGGAGCUGACAGGGCCAACAAAGGGGGUCAUCUUCCUCGAAAUAGACGUCAUCUUCAACUCCGUGAAGGCCAGUUUAAAGACAGUGGUGCCGGCUGAAAGGAAAUACAUUGAGGAGGAACAAAAAGUCUCCAAGCAGCUGUUGCAGCAGAACUUCAGCCGAGUGAAACGUUGCAUCAUGUUCCUCAUUAACGUGGGCACCUACAUCAACAGCUGCUUUGAGUGGGAGUCCCCACAGAGGAGCAUCCUCGCCUUUCUGCUGUUUGUGUUAGUGGUGUGGAACUUUGAGAUCUACAUGAUUCCUCUCUCCCUGCUGUUGCUACUGGCAUGGAACUACUUCCUGUUGGCGUCGGGGAAGAAGAGUCGUGAUGGAGAUGUGGAAGCUGUGGAGGACUUCCUGCAGAACGAGGAGGAGGAGUUCGACAGAGAUGACAAGGACUCAGAGAAGAAGGGCUUCAUGGACAAGCUGUACGCCAUCCAGGAUGUGUGUGUGAGUGUGCAGACGGCUCUCGACGAGGUGGCGUCCUACGGUGAACGGAUAAAGAACACCUUCAACUGGACGGUGCCCUUCUUGAGCUGGCUGGCCAUUGCCGCUCUGAGUGUGGCCAUGGUCAUCAUCUACUUCAUCCCCCUCAGAUACGUCGUUCUGGCCUGGGGUGUCAGCAAGUUUACGCGCAAGCUGCGCGACCCCUACAUGAUUGACAACAACGAGCUGUUGGACUUCCUGUCCCGAGUGCCCUCCGACGUGCAAGUGAUUCAGUUCCGAGAGCUGAAGCUGGAUCCAUCACAAAGCCCCAGCAAACGGAAGCGGACCAACCCAGGCUAGGCUUCCACUGCAUUCGAAAAAAAAAAGAAAAAAAAGACCCCUGAGUGUCAGGUUUUUGGGUUUUUUGUUUUUUUUGUUUGUGUCAUUUAUUUUCAAACGUAGAGCACAGCUCAUGUAAAUGUAACUGUAUAUACUGUAAAGACUGUAUACAUUUGUACAAUUGUACACUCUGUAAAAAAACACUCUGUUAUGGUAGCAGUGUCCCAGGCAUAGCACAGGGGAUAGUCUAUAGGAAUGCCUCAGUAGCUUUGAAUAAAAACUGUGUCCCUUUUUCCCCCUCCCUUUUUGAAUGACCAGUGCCCUUCCAUCUGUACAACUAAAUCACGCGUCCAAGGGUCACCUUUGUAAUAUUUUUUAUAUUAUUACGCCAGAUGUCACACAGACAAUGUUACAUGGAUGACGAAUUUCUGAAUCUGUACAUCUCACUCCUGACUAAAGAGAAGAUUGUGUCACGGCAGUUAUAAAAUUCAAGAUUCAAAUUUAAACAGUUGUCAUUACCACAUUGUUUACUGUGAGCUAGCAAAAGUACUCGACGGCAAAGUGAUUUGAUUCAAUUCACCUUCCAUUGUCUGAUUGGGCUUUGCUCAUGCUAGGUUUAUCCCCUGUCUAAAUGCAAGUGUUACUUAAUCUCACAUAUGGACAGACCAUCCGUAUGGUAGAUGGCUCAAACAAUGCUAUGCCUAUAACCAUUUAGCAAUUUAUUUAUUUAUUAUUACUGAUCUUUAUUUGCUGUGAAGCCUAGCAUAUCUUUUGUAUUUAUGCACCAUAUACCAGUUAAAGCACGGUUCUGAGGCGUUUUUGCCAUGUGUGUAUAUAGUUGUAGUGGUAGUCUGCAUCUACCAGCGUUACCGCAUGCUACUCCGCAGUUGUUGUGUGCAUGACCCGAAGAAAAAGUUUCCUUCCUCUCCGAGCGAGUGCCGAGAGGGGAGAGACGAGUGAAGGACCUGAGGGUGGAUCGAUCCCCGAGAUUUCCUCCUCCUCCUCCGUCUGCCCCUCCCUGCACUGCGGUGAUCGCGGCUCUGUGACCUGUGUGUGUAAAGAUGAAGUCGUGUCGGCCGUGAGAGCAUGUCCAUGUUUGAUCUCUGAAGACCCCCCCCCCCCCCCCCCCGUCAUCAGGAGAGGACUGGUCUGUGGGCUUUUUUUCGACGCAGUGCAACUGACGUCCCGCUGUCUUAAAAGCCCGUUUCUGUGUGAGAUACGCUCGCCUGUCCGUCCGUCUGUCUGUCUGUCCGUCCGUCUGUCUGUCUGUCUGUGAACCUCUUGAACAGUUCCAGUGGUGUAGAGUUGUGUCAUGGUCUUGUGUCAUCGUCACAAGUUUGACUUUCUGUUUUUCACGUCUGUUCAUUAAAUGAUUGUAUAAA